UUUGUGCUGAGAAUUGGUGUCUGGGUGUGUCCCAUACCAAACGGGUGUGGGGGGUGAGGACUCCCUUGCAUUGGUUCCGGAAAUUGAAUCAUAACUGGGUUCGAUCUACAGGAUCCCCAACCCAGUUCUCAUUUUCCAGACUGGCCGGCUCCCAUUCACUUCAUCCAACAGCAGCUAAUUGGGUUGUAAAACAGGCUCCUUUAGAACAGUUUUAUCUGUCAUGGAAAAACGGGAGACAUUUGUCCAAGCGGUUUCUAAGGAACUGGUUGAAGAUUUUCUGCAGUUUGUUCAACUUGACAAAGAUUCUUCUGAUCCUUUCAGCUUAAGUGAGUUACUCGAUGAAUUAUCAAGGAAACAGAAAGAAGAAUUAUGGCAAAGGCUGAAGGACUUACUGACAGAAACGUUGUUAGAAAGCCCUGUGGAUGGGUGGCAGACAGUGGAAGACCAGGGUGAAGAUGGAAUGGAAUCAGAGCACAGUCCAAAGAUGAAAAAGAGCAUAGAAAUAACACAUGCAAUUACAUCUGUAAUUCUUGCUUCUAUAUCUGUAAUAAAUGAACAUGAGAACUAUGGGGCCCUCCUGGAGUGUGCUGUUAUAUUAAAUGGUAUUUUGUAUGCACUACCUGAAUCUGAACAAAAACUCCAGAACUCUAUUCAGGAUCUGUGUGUCAAAUGGUGGGAAAAGGGCCUGCCUGCCAAGGAGGACAUGGGAAAGACUGCAUUUGUCAUGCUGCUAAGGAGAAGUCUGGAGACCAAAACAGUCGCAGAUGUGUGUCGGUUGUGGCGCAUCCAUCAGGCUUUAUACUGCUUUGCUUAUGAUUUGGAGGAAAACAGAGACAUUAAAGACAUGCUGCUCGAGUGCUUCAUAAAUGUUAAUUAUAUCAAGAAGGAGGAGGGAAGAAGAUUUCUUAGUUUUCUCUUCAGUUGGAAUAUAGACUUUAUUAAAAUGAUCCAUGAGACCAUUAAAAAUCAGUUGUCUGGAUUACAAAAGUCUUUGAUGGUGCACAUUGCAGAAAUUUAUUUCAGAGCUUGGAAAAAGGCCUCAGGGAAAAUGUUGGAGACCAUUGAAAAUGACUGCAUCCAGGACUUCAUGUUCCAUGGCAUCCACCUUCCAAGGAGGUCUCCAGUGCACUCCAAAGUACGAGAGGUGCUGAGUUACUUUCACCAACAGAAAGUCCGUCAGGGAGUGGAAGAGAUGCUGUAUAGGUUGUAUAAGCCCAUCCUCUGGAGAGGACUGAAGGCCAGGAAUUCUGAAGUUCGGUCAAAUGCUGCGUUGUUGUUUGUCGAAGCAUUUCCUGUUAGAGACCCAAACUUCAUCGCCGCUGAAAUGGACAGUGAAAUCCAGAAGCAGUUUGAAGAGCUCUAUAGCCUUUUAGAAGAUCCUUAUCCGAGGGUCCGUUCCACAGGCAUCCUUGGUGUUUGUAAAAUAACGUGUAAAUACUGGGAAAUGAUGCCCCCAACCAUUCUCGUUGACCUCUUGAAGAAAGUCACAGGGGAGCUGGCGUUUGAUACAAGUUCAGCUGAUGUUCGUUGUUCUGUUUUUAAGUGCUUGCCCAUUAUUUUGGAUAACAAACUGAGCCACCCAUUAUUAGAACAACUUUUGCCACCACUCAGGUACAGUCUCCACGAUAAUUCAGAGAAAGUGAGGGUGGCUUUUGUGGACUUGUUGCUGAAAAUCAAAGCCGUGAGAGCUGCAAAGUUUUGGAAAAUAUGCCCCAUGGAGGACAUUUUAGUUCGCCUUGAAAUGGACUCUCGGCCUGUGUCUCGGCGCCUGGUGAGCCUCAUCUUCAAUUCUUUUCUGCCCGUGAACCAGCCAGAGGAGGUGUGGUGCGAGCGAUGUGUCACACUGAUCCAGAUGAACCGUGCAGCUGCCAGGAAGUUCUACCAGUAUGCCCACGAGCACACCGCCAGCACCAACAUAGCAAAGCUCAUCCACGUCAUCCGCCACUGCUUGAAUGCCUGUAUCCAGAGGACUCUUCGAGAGUGUCCAGAGGCCCAUAAGGAGUGCGAGAAGGAGAACGCCAGUGUACUAGACAAAACAUUGUCAGUGAAUGACACUGCGUCCAUGGCGGGUCUGCUAGAAAUCAUUGUGAUCCUCUGGAAGAACAUCCAGAGAAGUCUGGAAAAUAAUAAAGAGGCCAAAGUUUAUACCAUUAACAAGUUUGCAUCUGUGCUUCCAGAGUAUCUGAAGGUGUUCAAGGACGAGCGCUGCAAGAUCCCGUUGUUCAUGCUGAUGUCCUUCUUGCCAGCCUCUGCUGUCCCUGUGUUCAGCUGUGGUGUGAUUUCUGUCCUGAGGAGUCAGGAGGAGAGUGUUACAGGCAGGAGCUACUGUACCUUGCUGGAUUGUCUCUGUUCCUGGGGACAAGUAUCGCAUGUCUUGGAGCUUGUUGUUAACUGGCUGCCUACAAGGCCACCUCAGACCAAGAGUAAUUUGGCCUCUAAACGUAAAGUGCAAAUCAAUGACACAUGCCCAGUGAAACCUGAGUUAGCAUUGUUGUACAUGGAGUAUUUGCUGACCCAUCCAAAGAAUCGAGAGUGUCUGCUCUCUGCACCCCAGAAGAAACUUAACCAGCUUUUAAAGGCACUUGAGGGAUCCAAGGCAGAUCUGGAAUCACUUCUUCAGUCUCCAAGUGGGAAUGCCCUCAACUUCAACAAAGCAACUGCCCUGCAUGCCUUUGGUCUCUACUGUAGGCUGAGCGUCCAUCUUCAGUACAAGUUCUGCUCAGAAGAGAAAAUACAUCUGUCCAUCUUGAAUGAAACUGGAUCUUGGUUAGAAAACAAAGUUUUACCUCUUCUUCAAGACCAAGAAGAAGAGUAUCUGAAGCUUCGGAGCGACAUCUAUCAGCAGGUUAUCCAGACUUACCUGGCUGUGUGUAAAGAUGUUGUCAUGGUGGGCCUUGGAGACCCUAAAUUUCAGAUACAACUUUUACAGAGGAGUCUCGUAAUAAUGAAAACAGUGAAGGGAUUUUUUUACAUUUCAUUACUUCUUGGCAUUCUGAAGGAGAUAACUGGAAACUCCAUGAUUCAGAAAACAGAUUCAGAUGAAGAAGUCACAAUGCUGUUUGACUCAGUCCAGGAAGUAUUUCAGAAGAUGUUGGAAUGUGUUGCCUGGACCUUCAGGAAGCAGCCAGAAGAAAGUCUGCCGCUCUUUCAUUCUGUCCAGACCCUUCUUCAUGAAUUUAUCAGCACUAUCCAGUCCUGGUACAAGGACACUGCAGUCCACCAUGGUGUUCUUUCUACAUUGAUUGCUGCGCCUGUGGUUGAAAUAAGUCAUCAGCUGCGGAAGGUCUCUAAUAUAGAAGAACUGACCACACCACAGUGUCUUGCUGACCUUCCUCCAUUUUCAAGGUGUUUAGUGGGAGUAAUAAUGAGGUCUUCGGAUGUGGUCAGGUCAUUUUUGGAUGAGCUAAAGGCGUGUGUAACCUCUGGUGAUAUUGAAGGCAUUGUGUGCCUCACAGCUGUUCUGCAUAUUAUUUUGAUUAUUAACAAAGGUAAACAUAGAAGUGCAAAGCUGAAGGAGGCUGUAGAGACUGUGAACAGAAAGCUGAAGACAUUUAUGGAGAUCACUUUGGAAGAGGAUAGCCUCGAAAGGUUCCUGUAUGAAUCUUCAAUGAGAACUUUGGGAGAAUUUCUGAAUUCAUGACAAAACCACCAUCUUUGGGUGUGUAGAAAUAGAGACUCAUAGGGUGAAAUGUGUGCGUAUCUUUCUUGCUUUCUCUUCUUUUGUCAGACUAAGCCUGGAGGCCUGAGUCUGUAGCUACCCAAAGAUGAAGGCCAGUACAGCACUGGUGCUCUACCAUACACACUGUGCCUUUAACCAGCUGGCAGAGAUGGAGAGUGGUAAAGAUAAGUGGGAGGAAGACUGGCAAGCAGCUUGCACUCUUCCCUAGAAGCCCUGGCAAUUCGUUUGGGAACUGUGGCCUUGGCCAGCUCUUGAGCUCGUUGGCCUAUGACUUACCCACUAUUUAUUAUUUGUUGUGAAAUUUUCGCUGGAACAGAUUUUUCUUGGGUCUUUCAGCAGGGCUGCCAUUAGCCCACACAGGACCUCUGUUCAGAUGAUGAAAAGAAUCGCUUCGCCAAGACAUUCUACUGCCAUCUGUUGUACAGUUGUAAUAAAUACACCAAUGCACAGCACUGAUACAAAGUGUCUGCUUACUCCAUUGCACUUGUGUUGUGCUCAACUUUUACAUCUGAACCCAGCAGCCCUGCUCCAGAGGCAGUGCCCUCCUUCCAUUGAAGGUCAUUAUCGGAUCAGAGAAGACUUCUUGUUUGAGUGUUGCUGUGUACCAUACACAGUUAGGGAGAGAGCAAAAAUCAAGCUCAAAAAUGCCUGCCAAAGGAAGUGAAUUGAGGAAGGCCUAUGCUAGGAGUGAGUUGCUACGUAGAAACGAUUGUCAUAUCUUAAGGCCAUGGUAGAGUGUUGCUCAGUGGACGCAUAUGCCCAAUUGGCCCUGUUUUUCCUCUGCAGGUCUAUGGCAGAGGCACAGGCCUUUUCCUAUAUUGAUGAUUAUAGGAGAGUAAGCAGAGAACUCAAGAGUUAAAGGUUUGUCCAGGGCCUGUAUAAAUAAUGGAUUAAUAGCUGUGCAGUGGUGGUACACUCUUUUAAUCCAAGCACUUGGGUAGCAGAGGCAGGAUGAUCUCUAUGAGUUUGAGGCCAGCCUGAUAUACAGAGUGAGUUCCAGGACAGCCAAGGCUAUACAGAGAAACCCUGUCUUGAAAAAUAGAAACAACAACAAGUAAUGGAUUAAUGAUGUGAAAGAGAAAAAGGACCUGGUUUUUUGUUUUUUUUUUUUUGGUUUUUUGAGACAGGGUUUCUCUGUGUAGCUUUGCGCCUUUCCUGGAACUCACUUGGUAGCCCAGGCUGGCCUCGAACUCACAGCAAUCCGCCUGGCUCUGCCUCCCGAAUGCUGGGAUUAAAGGCGUGCGCCACCACCGCCCGGCAGGACCUGGUUUUAAAGUGACAUUUGUAUAAUAUGGCAACCAUGAAUAGGCAGUGACAACAAGUUUGUGUCCUUUAUUUAAAAGUGCUGGCAAGUGGUCACCUGUGCACAUUUGGAGAAGCGAUGGCACCAGCACCGUGGUAGAAGAAUCCUGCCUCUGGGCAAUCCUAGCUUCUAUAGCCUCCCCCCCGCCAGCACCCUUCCCUCAGCAAGACUCUGGCAAGUAGGAUUGAGUGGCCUGAAUUCAGGGUGGAGAGCUCAGAGAUCAGUGCAUUGGUGAUGGUGGAUGGCCUCAGCAGGUAGUAAAGAUGAGAGAUAGCCAGAUCAAGCUAAGAAUUGUGAUACCACACAGUAUUAGACUGUUGCAGAAAUUGAACCAGUUUGCCUUCCAGUCAGCUUACGAUAAAUUCAACAAGGAUAUGCAGAAGUUGGCAAACUAUCAAAACUUGCCUAUUUUGAUGAAAUAGUGUAGGUGUGGUGUGCUGCUGGGAGACCAUUUGCAGAAUAAGAAGACUUUACAUCAUGACAUAGCAUGUCUUGCAACUUACUAAAGACCAGGAGUAGGAACUAAAAUGUUACACCCUGUCCUAAACAUCUGUGAGAAAUGUGGCACUUUUGAUAGGAACAGAUCAUCAGGGAGAGAUUCUCCAGGAAGUUGGCUUUGAGAUUAUUGAGACAAGAACAACUACCACAAGAAGACAGAGCCUUCGGUGCUCAUGUGCUUAGAAAAUUGAAAGUCUCUUCUGGAUGGGAUGAAGAUUCAUGAAAGACCUCAAACAACUGAACAAAUUACAUUUUUCCCCCCUUGCUAGUGGCCAAAUAAAUGAGAAACCGUUGAUUAUCCGCACUGCAGCUCUUUUCCUCUCCUGGUUUUGUUUGUUCUGCUUCUGUUCCUCUUAAGGUUUUGCACUGCAGCUCUUUUCCUCUCCUGGUUUUGUUUGUUCUGCUUCUGUUCCUCUUAAGGUUUUGAUACUUUCAGGGACUUUUUAAAUAAUAAAAGUCAUGGCUUUUAACUGACCUGAAGAAAUUGAUUACUAGUUUCUUUUUUUUUUCAGUACAUCAAAUAUAAUAUAACCUUAAAAAUGGAGUUAUAUCCUUAUAGAUUAAUAUAUCCCUAAAUAAACCUGAUGCAGGUGUUUUCUCUUGGGCAUAUGAGAAAAUACAUUUAAAAAAAGUAGAUGGACUUGUGGCACAAUACUUGUGUUUAAUGUCAACUAUUACAAGUUGUUAAUCAUGUGGCCACGCAUUUGAUAAUAUAUGAAAUCUCUAGACACUGUUUUUGAAACACAACUUAGCUAAUGGUAUUGCUUAUCUAUUGGAGAACAUCCCAGAUUUGAUUACAUUCUGAACCUAUAAUACUUAGAUUAAAGAUUUGGAAUAAAUGGAAUUAUUCAAUAUUCCCUCUAUUCUUGGAAAGUUAGAAGUAUAGGUGUUAAUAUAAAUAUCACUAUGACUUCCUACUUACAGGUCUGGUUUAUGCCAGAUCAUUUUCAGGCUCUUAGGGGAUAGCUCUGACAGGUUGAUAACUUUGUAAUGUAAGAGACGUGAAAUGCUCAUGUUUUCCUUAUAUUGUUUCAUUGCUAAUACUUGAAUAUUUUUAGAUUGUCAGAAGUCAUCAUUAGCUCAUGAAAUGUUUGCAUUAGAUUUUAAAGCAGUAUAGAGA
Molecule: messenger RNA, 6600 nt
Organism: Peromyscus californicus insignis
Lineage: Eukaryota; Metazoa; Chordata; Mammalia; Rodentia; Cricetidae
Gene: Ncapg2
Product: non-SMC condensin II complex subunit G2
Exons: 28
Coding region: 221-3640 (1139 amino acids)
Biological process (GO): mitotic sister chromatid segregation
Cellular component (GO): nucleus; condensin complex
Source: RefSeq, a predicted model, not a curated record